UAUACAGGGACUGUGGAUAAUCACGCGCUUGUGCAUCUGUUAUAAACGUACACUGCAUGUUUUGGUAACUGAGAGUUUUAUCAGAGAAUCACAGAACGGUUUGGGUUGGAAGGGACCUUAAAGAUCAUCUCGUUCCAACCCCCUGCCAUGGGCAGGGACAACUUCCACUGUCCCAGGUUGCUCCCAGCCCCGUCCAGCCUGGCCUUGGACACUUCCAGGGAUCCAGGGACAGCCACAGCUUCUGUGGCCACCCUGUGCCAGGGCCUCCCCACCCUCACAGGGGAGAAUUUCUUCUUCAUAGCUAAUCUAAACCUGCCCUCUGUUGGUUUGCACCAUUCCCCCUUGUCCUGUCACUGCAGGCCCUUGUCCAUAGCCUCUCUCCAUCUGUCUUGUUUCCCUUCAGGUGCUGGAAGGCCACAGUUCUGUCACCACAAAGCCUUCCCUUCUCCAGGCUGAACAAUCCCAAUUCUCCCAGCCCGUCCUCACAGCAGAGUGCUCCAUCCCUCUGAUCCUGGUGGCCUCUUGAGGCCUUGCUCCAACAGAUCCAUGUUCUUCCUGUGCUGGGGACCAGCUGGAUUUUAUAAAUACUGGAGUAUAUAUACAUAUAUGUAUUUUGUUAUUAUUAUUAUUAAUCCUUCAGCCCCAAAAUGCCAAACCCUGGAGUGCAGCAGAGCCCCAUAGGAGGAGGAUCAGAGCACUGUUUGCACAGCAUCUGCAUCACCCCAAAGCCUCAAGCAGCAGCACCUCAGUCUUUGGGGUUCAGGGUGAACACCUCGAUGCAGCUCCCCUAAUUUGUAAAAUACAGAUCACAUUUGCAGCUAAGCCUCACAGCUCUGCAGUGAGCAGCACACAUCCACCCUGGCUGUGCUGGAUGCCUUUGGGACAGCUGGAGGGAGCACAGCUGACAGGAUCCUUGCUCACAAAGGGCUCAAGUGCAGGGAGAGGACAAUGUGCAAGGCAAGGCAGAAACUCAAUAAAACACGUGAACGUUCUCCCUCCCCUUCACCCUCCACCUUUGCCCCUGCCUUGCACUGUGCUCCCAUCGAGAGCAGCCAGACCUCUCCACCACGAUGCUGGGCAUCAGGAUAUUCCUACAGAAAAUCCUGAUUCUUCUGCAGGUUACUCUGUCUGUCGUUGUUGGCAAAACACUGAUGGUACUGUUCCCCGAUGCCAUGAAAAGAUAUAUCCUAAAGAUGGGAGAAAAGAGCAGAAUGAACCAGAAUCCAAAGUUCAGCUACGAAAACUGGGGCCCGACUUUCUUCAGCUUCAAGUAUUUGCAGUUUGUGCUGAAGGUGAAGUGGAAGAGGCUGGAGGAUGAAGCCCACGAGGGACAGCCUGCUCCCAACACGCCGGUGGUGACCCUCGGUGGGGAAGUUCGUCACGUCCUGGAUUUCAUGAAAGAUAACCGACCUUUAAUCCUGAAUUUUGGAAGUUGCACCUGACCUUCAUUUAUGCUCAAAUUUGAUGAGUUCAACAAGCUCAUCAAAGAUUUCAGCUCAAUAGCAGAUUUCCUUGUCAUCUACAUUGAGGAAGCUCAUGCAGUAGAUGGAUGGGCUUUUAAAAACAAUGUCAUUAUUAAAAAUCACAGAAGCCUUGAAGAUCGAAAAAUUGCAGCACAAUUUCUCCAGAAAAAUCACCCUGUGUGUCCAGUGGUUUUAGACACUAUGGAAAACCUGAGCAGUUCAAAAUACGCUGCGCUGCCAGAACGACUCUACCUGCUCCAAGGAGGGAAGGUCAUCUACAAGGGAGGAGUGGGGCCUUGGAAUUACCACCCCCAGGAAAUACGUGCCAUCCUGGAAAAACAGAAAUAGAAAAAGAAGAGGACUUCGACGCAAAAACUAUUUGGAUAAAGAAGUUCAAGAAUAAUUUGUCACAGACCUAUGUCUAAGGAACAACAACAACAAAAAAUUAAAAAUAGCCAUAGAGACAAGAAGAAAAGAAGAACAUUGUAUGUGGGUGUAAGGAGCAUCUGGAAUGAGGUUCAUUAUGUUUGUCUAGAAGUUUUCAGGUGUCAUCCCUACACCACCAACUUCUGGUCUCUAGUAACUUAGUACUCUUAUACCACCUGCAGUAAUGUGGGAGCUUGGUCCACUGAGCUCUGAAUACCAACAUUUACACUUGUAAGGAAUAUCCUGCAGGAUAAACUUCAGGGUGGUGACAUUUGCAGGAGUCCACUGGCAUGCAAAGCAACUGAUUUCACAUUACUAUACAUAUUGCACUUGUGUGUAUAUAAAAUGUUCCCUUUCACUGACUUCAGGAGGCUUCUGAGCAAGACAAUCUCUAUCAACAUCUGUUUCCAUGAGUAUUUGUUAUGAUGGUCCCAGCAUAAAGCACUGGCGGCUGUGACCUGAUUCUAGAAAAUAUUUAUAGAAACAAGGGAUUGAUCUACAAUUAUUAAAAGUCUAUCAAAGCACUUCAUCUGGCUUCAGAUUAUUUCCUUUCCUGCCCUGCCUCUCUCCCCUGGGUUAUUUCUAUGCAUUAGCAGAUAUUUAUAUUCAUUCUAAAAAUCUCUGUGAUCAGAAAGUUUUCAAUUUAAGAACUUUUGAAGGAGUUGAUUGACAGUAGGAAGCAAUACAUCCCGCCUAAGUAGCUCACACCUUUUUUUUCUAUUUAACUCAGAGUGCAAGGGAAACAUUUUACAGGAAAAUGAGUUUUAAUUAGUAGCAUGUAAGCCUGAUACAAACAUACUACCUUAAAUGGACUCAGUUAUGCUCAGGUGCUCUGGGCUGACAGUUUAGGUUACAAAAUGAGAGAG
Prinia subflava (tawny-flanked prinia) is the source of this 2755-nucleotide messenger RNA. It is a transcript of the gene DIO1, whose product is annotated as iodothyronine deiodinase 1. Gene Ontology annotation, molecular function: thyroxine 5'-deiodinase activity. NCBI's taxonomy places the organism in Eukaryota, Metazoa, Chordata, Aves, Passeriformes, Cisticolidae. The record is from RefSeq and is a predicted model, not a curated record. The transcript has 4 exons. Gene Ontology annotation, biological process: thyroid hormone metabolic process.